Molecule: messenger RNA, 837 nt
Organism: Funneliformis caledonium
Lineage: Eukaryota; Fungi; Glomeromycota; Glomeromycetes; Glomerales; Glomeraceae
Source: the annotation of a GenBank genome assembly
AUGGUCCAUAUUCUCGCUAUUGGUGUAGUUGUUGGCAAUAAAGACAAUAAUAUCUUUUUACCAGAUUAUAUGUGUCAAUGUAAUGAAAUUGUAGGAAUUGCAAAUGAUCUGACUAAUGCUAUUUCUGAAGUUUAUUCAAAAAUCUUUGCAACGAAAACUCGCUAUUCUGGUUCAUUAAUAAUGGGAUGGAAUGACGAAAAUAUAGUAAAUGAAUUGAAUAAAGAUGUUCCUUUUACUCCUCAUUCCUUUUUACUUGAAAAAAUAAAAGUAUUUGUAUAUGGGGUGGGAUAUUCAACGAAUAUAGAUUGGCAUUGUGCUGGACUGGGAUAUAAAUCUUCACUUCUUCAUAAAUUUGGAGAUAAACAGGCAUUGUUUGUUUCUAAAAUCGAAGAAACUUUAUGUACUGUUGAAAUUUAUCAAGAUCAAAAACUUCAAACUACAUAUGUGAGUAACAAUCCAAUUGACGUGUGGAAAAAUUUAGAAUUUAUAAAAAAAUUCAAUGGGAAUCAACUUUUUGGUAUUGACAAUCACAUAAUAAAAUCUCUAAAUAAAAAACAAAAAAAACCAACAUGUUCAUCUCAAGAGUGGAAAGAUGAUUCUAUUAUGAAAUCACUUUUUGAUUUUCAUCUAAAACGAAGAACAAUUGUGAAUAUUAAUUGGCAUCAGUUAUUUAUAAAAUGGGAUGAACAAGAAAGUCCUCUAAUUGAACUAAAAAAUGAAUUACAUAAUAUAUAUCCUGAAAAUCAUCAAUUUAGUAUACGCGAAAAAAGUGCAUGGCAGACCUUUCUUUAUGCUGCUGGUGCCAAUAAUGUAACUCCUUGGCCAUGUGAAGAACAG